This is a messenger RNA of Arachis duranensis, 2178 nucleotides long. RefSeq lists its product as uncharacterized. The record is from RefSeq and is a predicted model, not a curated record. Lineage: Eukaryota; Viridiplantae; Streptophyta; Magnoliopsida; Fabales; Fabaceae.
UNCUGGGGAUCAUCGUGCAUCAAAUGUUCCCAGAGGAAGUGGUGGUUCAAGGAGACAGUGGCUUGGGGAAACUGAGCAGGAGAGGGUGAGUAUCAUUAGGGAGUGGGUACAGAUGAGUAGCCAGCAGAGAGUUGUGUCUUCUAGUGAAAACAGGGAAGAUCAAUCUUCGGAGAUCGGUAACCAAAUUGAACGUGUUCGGGAUGGAUUCGUUGUUAAUCAGCAUGAGGGCCAAUCUGAGCAUACACGGAGGGGAAUCCGUAGAUUGCGUGGCCGGCAGGUUCUGCUUGAUAUGCUCAAGAAGGCUGAGGUGGAAAGGCAAAGAGAAGUUCAGGAGUUGUUUGAACACCGGGCUGUAUCCCGUUUCCCCCACCGCAAUCGCAUUCAGGCAUUGCUUAGAGGCAGGUUCUUGAGAAAUGAUAGAUCAACUGAUAAUAACAGGUCCACUUCCAUUGCGGAAAGUGAAUUAGGUUUAUUGAGGCAAAAACAGACUGUAUCAGGUCUAAGGGAAGGAUUCUUUUCCAGAAAGGACAAUACUGGUUGCAGUCAAGCAACAAGCAACGUUUCCGAUGCCUCAUCUGACACUGAUGGUGAUGUUAAUGCAAUUGAACAUGCUGGAGCCAGCAGUUCACAAACAGUCCCAUCUGUACAUGCUAAAAAGUCGGAGUCUAAUAACGAUGGAAGUGAUGGAAUUGGCAUAUCUGGCAGGGAAAACUGUUUUCAACAAUCUACUUAUGAGAAUCUAGACUGUCAAGAUUCUGGUGCUUAUGCUAAUGAAAUUGAUCAGGCAUUGGCUUCAAGUGUUGAGGUUGAAGGCAGCGAUAGCAUUGGACAAAAUGUUGUUAUGGAUACUGAAGAUGCUUCUAGUGGCCUCACCCAACAAAGGUUGCAAAUUGAAGGUAGAGAUAGCAAUAUGCAGGUAAAUGAGGUACAUAUUGAGCAAUCUGAGCUGGGUGGUAUAACCGAUAAUGAAAGCUACUUAUCACAUCACAGCAAUAGUAUAGAGGGCAAUAUUGCUGCUGAUGUGGAUUGGGAUGUAUCUGUUGCUCCAGAAGUAGAGCAACCAGAAGAGGCUAUUUCUGAAAAUGAAGGAAGUGACUGGCAUCAAACUAGCAUUGAAUGGAGUAGCACUGAGGAUGGUGUUGACAAUAAUCAACUCGGUGGCUCAUCAAAUGAACUACCUCCAAACACAUUCGGAAAUGAAGAUGGAGAAAAUUCUCGCCUACAGGAAGGGCCUGAAGUGUGGCAGGAGGACAGCGGCUUUCAAGAGGCUGUAGAAAUUUGGUUGGGAGGACCUUCUGAUCAUGAAGCAGCUCCAGUUGGUAGAAUUCAUGGAUUUUAUUUUCCCGAAGAUGACAAUGUGUACAGUGUCGAACUCAGGGAACUGCUAAGUAGGAGAAGUGUCUCAAACCUCCUUCGCAGCAGUUUUCGUGAAAGCCUUGAUCAGUUGAUACAAUCAUACGUUGAAAGGCAGAGUCAUGCUAACGUUGAGUGGGAGCUGCAAGAAACAACCACCCCUUUCUCUCCCUCGGCAGCACAGGAGCUUGAGCAACAGAACAGGGAUCCGAUUGUUGGUACUCAGGAUGCUGUUAAUAGCUCACUUGGUCGUCAACCCUUGCCGCCGCCACCUCCGCCACCGCCGAUAUGGGAUCACCGCCGCUCACGUCAUGACAGAUGGUCACCUCAUGAUAUAAAUAAUCAACGCCUAGGAAUGGAAUGGGAUGUCAUUAAUGACUUGAGAGUUGACAUGGUUAGGCUACAGCAAAGAAUGAACAAUAUGCAGAGAAUGCUGGAGACCUGCAUGGAUAUGCAGCUUGAGUUGCAACGCUCAAUAAGACAAGAGGUUUCUGCGGCCCUAAAUCGCUCAACUGGUUCAUCAGGAACACGUGACCAUGAUUCACCAGAUGAUAAAUCCAAAUGGGAAUGCGUGAGGAAAGGGGUUUGCUGCAUUUGCUGCGAAAGCAAUAUUGAUUCUCUCUUGUACAGAUGUGGACAUAUGUGCACAUGUUCUAACUGUGCUAAUGAUUUGCACCGAAGUGGAAGGAAGUGUCCAAUGUGUCAAGCACCAGUUGUUGAAGUAAUUCGUGCUUAUUCCAUACUAUAGUUUAGACAUUAAAAAGGGGUUACAUAUAGCCAAAAUUACAGAAUCUGCACAAGUUUUUAUUUCCUGGAGAUUUCCAG